AUGAUGACAUCAUCAUUUCGCGCCAGCAACCUCCCCCCACCCUCCUCAGUCGCCUCGGCCGGUACCGGUUGGAGCCCCGAGCGCCGCUGGCCCGCACAUGCGCAUAGCAGCGCUUGACCUCAGGCCCGGGCCCCCCCCGGGCCCGGGACACCUGUCCCCAGUAGCGGCGGCCACUCGGCCCGGGACCAUGGGCAGCGCGGCCUGUUCCUUCCUGGAAAUUCAGCAGAAAGUUUGCAUUCAUAGGUUGCCGAAUCUUUUCCAUAUUAAUGGAUGACAUUUGAUAUGUGCACUGCAAAUCCUGCUCUGGGACUCUGUGAACUGUGGGGUGCCUGAUGCCUGUAAUCCCCAUUCCCCGCCGUGUCCGUUCUUUCCACGGCCCCCACACAACAUGUCUGCAUUCAGCCUGUGGCCCAGUAAGGACCACUCACUUGGUGCGCACCAAGUACAACAACUUCGACAUCUAUCUGAAAUCCCGAUGGAUGUACGGAUUCAUUCGCUUCCUGCUGUACUUCAGCUGCAGCCUGUUUACCUCCAUCCUCUGGGUGGCACUCUCUAUCUUGUUUUGCCUUCAGUACCUGGGCAUCCGGAUCUUUCUGCGUUUCCAGUACAAACUCUCCAUCAUCCUCCUCUUGUUGGGGCGAAGGCGGGUGGACUUCAGCCUCAUGAAUGAACUGCUCAUCUAUGGAAUUCACGUGACCAUGCUGCUAGUGGGGGGGCUGGGCUGGUGUUUCAUGGUGUUUGUGGAUAUGUAAAUAAAGUGAGCGCACGUGGGCUCAGGAGGCGACUCUUACUCUACCCCAAACAUAUAUCUCCUUUUCCUUUUUUAAAUAUAAAUUUAUUUAUCAGUGCUAGUUUUUUGAUAAAUUCAUGUAUCUGUCUCUGGAAUUGGGUUUAUUUCAAUUUUAUUUUAUUUUUGAGGGCUGGGGUACUGCUUAAUUCCAAUCCCUGAUUGCAAGUGGGCUACAUUCGAUUUUUGUUUGCACAGUGAAAAGUACAUACAUUUCCUUUCAGUUCAUCGGAGUCUAGCCUGCUGAACUAUUCCAGUGGGCAUGAAAAGGGCAGUGAUUUAACUGGAGGAGGGAAGUCAAAUAAUUUUGCACCCUGCCCCUUUAAUCCAUCUGUCUCCUCUUUCUAAAAAUGUUCAGUGAUGUCCUACACAAGUAAUAUAUAGUCCUAUCUACCCAGUCUUCUCCCUCUAUGUAUUCUGGACUUUGCAUUAUUCUUUGCUAAACAUAUUGGGCCAAAUUCAUCAGUGAUUUGAGUAGACUUACACCAGGGAUGUAUUUGGACCAUUUUGAUAUUUUAUUUACCUCAGUCUGCAGCUUUGAUAGCUUUGAAUGGCUUCCCCACUAGGCAUUUAGGGUGGGAUCUUCCAAAAUCACUUGACAUUGACGUAUCAUUCCAUUUGAAGUAAUGGAAGCAGAGUUAGGCCCAAUGCUAAAUGCUUCUGAAAAUUCCACCCUCGGCAAAUAGAUCACUGGAAAAUGAUAGGCCUAGAGUAACUCAUCUCCAUCUCUUCCUUAAUGCCAAACAUAUUUGGACCUGAUUCUGAUCUUUCUUACUUUGGGUUUACUCUAGUGUCUUCACGGAAGUUACUCCUGAAUUGCACCAGUGCAAGUGAGAUCAGACUAUGGUGUCCUUCAUUUAGGGGAACUUGAAAACUAACCAAAAUCUGAAAGUGCAGCAUUGUGAAUUCUUAAAUAUUAUAGAGGAAAUAUUCUGGCUCUGCCACCAGUUGUGGUAGGGGAAGGUCAAGUAAUUAGAAACUUUUUCUGUGGAUUUAAUAAUCGAGAGACAAGUUCUGAUCUCAGUCACACCGAUCUUAAUCUGGGGUAAUUCCCCUGAAAUCCAUUUACUCAUAACUGCAACUGAGUUCAGUGCCUGGCCCAAAGUGUCUGUUCAGAGUUACCAGCAUUUACUCAAAACAAACUUAGAAUGUUGUCCCUUUCCCCAUUUUUCUGUAAGGAAUUGCAGAUUGAUUCCUUACAAGAAGGUUGACUACAAAGACCAAGACCUGUUUCUGUUUUCAAACCAUUAUAAUUCAGUCCAUUGAAGUCAAUGGAGUCAUGCUGAUAUAAAGUUAGUGUAAGUGAGAUGAGAAUUAGGUCACUAAUGUAUUGAAAAGAACAUUUUUGUGGUCCAGUAUUUGUAUUGCCUUCAGUAGGGUUACUUCACAGAGUCCAAUACAUACUCAUAUGCUGAGAAAAAAGGUACUUUUACGUUGCAGCUUGUGGGAACAGUGCCUUUUGGUGGUAGACCUUUUGUUUUGCAAAUUUGCGGAUGCAGAGUAGGGAUGCUUCUGUCUGAAGCCUUAAUCUAGAGCAAAACCAGAAAUUAUUUAUACGGUCUGAUAAUCCAAUAAUACAGACUGACCACAGGGUGCUGAUUAAGGCUGGGUCCCUGCAGAAUAAAUCUUAGAUCAGCACUGCAGGAGCUGAGGGACGUUUCUAUGGGAGCAAAGUGGUUAAUCAGUGUGCCAUGAACCAUGUUCUCUUGAUGCUCUGUGGUAGUUGCCAGAACUCUGCAUGUAACUGCUCCCCUUGGGCUUUGUUCUAGGAGAGCUCACGCAACUGCUGUGUUUAUUAAAUCUGGCUACCCAACCUGCACUCAUCACCCUUGCGUCUGAGCACCUUGCACAUUCUUAAUUUGUUUUAGUAAUAUCUGAUGUUUAAGGCUAAGAUUUUGUCAUGGGUAUUUUUUAGUAAAAGUCACAGAAGGCCACAACGCACAAUGCUGUUGGGACUUGCAGCUGCUCCAGCUCCGCCACUGCCCCCGGGGGACUGACCCAACUCUGGCUGGCUGCCGGUCAGCUGUUUUGGUGGCCCAGGGGUUAGCCACUGGUCAGAGGUUCUGGCAACUGUGAUUUGAGCAGCCCCGAGACUGACAGCUGCUCCAGCCCUGCCCCAGAAGAAGUCCCGGAGGUCCCAGAAAGUAAUGGAAUCUGCGACCUCCGUGACAGUAUCACUGCCUUACUUAUGUUUCUUAUAUAUGAGUUUCCAGAAUUGAUGGGAGGGAGGGAGAUCCUCUGUGAUACUUCCAUUCCCCAAUCCUCCCACCCAAAAUUUGGAGGCCCAGAUUCUGGGCUCCAAUGCGCAGACCCUUUCUAGCAAAGCUGUAUCGGGUCUCUAGGGAGGGCGGUUUCCCACGUGGGAUAACAAUGCCCUGUUAUCUCCAUUCUCCAUGCAGCUCCCAGCCUAAGGGAGUAGGAAGGAUUAGAGUUGGAGUACUCUGGGCACCGAUUAUCCUAGCCUCCCUGACAAUUCAUAGGGAGUCACUGCAGGCAAUAUAAAUUACAGCAGCCUUGGAGCUGCUCUGACUAAUGCUGGGGCCCCAGCAGCCCCCAAACCAUCCAAAAUCCCACAGCUGCAAAAGUCAGGUAAAGCCACUUGUGCUCCUCCCAACUGUGCCUGGCUGGCACAUCACAGAAUCUGGCUUUAAGUCAGGUGGAAACUCUUGGCAGAGGGGAUCUCUUUCAGUGCCUAUUUAAAUAACAGCCAGAAGAGGGGUCACUGGAGAGUGUGCUGUCUUGAUUUCCCCUCACCUGCUCCAUCUUCUGCAUGAGCUAUCUACAGCAGUCCCAGUCCUUGUUGAUCCAGGGAGCCAGGCACCAAAUAUGCACCCCUGUGUUUCAGUGCAUUACAGUGUUCCUAAAGCGCCAUGCUGGCCCUCGGUGUCCAAAAUUGGAUAUUACUUAUCAAGUGAAUGUCCUUCUAAAGUCAAGUAAAAGGGAAAUGUUUAUCAAAUCAAGGAAAGGAGCAGACCAAGUCAAGGAUAAAAGGUCACAUAAAAGAUUAAAUGUAGAUGAAAAUGGUGCCCUAUAUAUGAAAAUGAUCCCCCAAUUUAUUCCCUACACCCAAAUGUCUGCUGUCAAAAUGCCCUAAAGCUUCACUUACCAAGACCUGACUUCAGGACUCUGUGAUUCUCCUGGAAAGGUGGAUAACUUGGAAGGCUGUAAAUGCAUGGUGUGAUUACAGCUGGCGAACAAGUAGCAAGAUUCCUAUGUUCUAUUCCCAGAUGUGUCACUAUUGCUGAGAGCUUGGGUAAAUCCUUGAAACUGACUCAUUUCCCACAUCUGUAAAAUGGAGAUUAUACCUGCCUUCCUUUGUAAAGUGCUAAUGAUCUUUGUUUGAAAGGUACUAAAUACACAAAGGGAAAAAUAUUAUGUCACAGGCCCUAAGCCAGUGCAAGACCUAUAUUCCUUAACAUCACCAUCACCUAUGCAUUGUAUCAGCUGCAGCUGGGGAAAUGAUGGCCUUUGAACACCAAUGUUGGCAGGUAAGAGGAAGAGGGAGUAGUUUUCAAAUUUUUAAAAUGUGUCAACUUGAACAUUUUAGGUGUACAUGAAUAGACUAAUAUUUGGCACCUAUAUAGCACUUUUCAUCUUCAAAGUGUUUUACAAACACUAGCUAAUUAAUCCUCACAACAUCCCUAGGAGGUUGCUGAAUAAGUAAGAUUUUGGUAACGAUUUGGGAUUGUAAUCAGUGUUUUAAUACAGGGAUUUUGUUUUUAAGCAUUUAAGUUUACUUUUAAUUAAAGGUUUUUCUCAAGGAGUUGAGAUGUUCAAGGUGACCUACAAGUUCAAGGAGGUGACGGUGGGCUGUGAGGGGAAAAUCCUGUUAACCAAGCCAGAGCUAUAUUAUGGACAGAUUUCAGAGUAGCAGCCGUGUUAGUCUGUAUUCGCAAAAAGAAAAGGAGGACUUGUGGCACCUUAGAGACUAACUAAUUUAUUUGAGCAUAAGCUUUCGUGAGCUACAGCUCACUUCAUCGGAUGCAUAAAGUGGAAAAUACAGUGAGGAGAUUUAUAUACAAAAAUGGGUGUUUAUCAUACACAUUGUAAGGAGAAUGAUCACUUAAGAUGAGCUAUUACCAGCAGGAGAGUGGGGUGGAGGGAGAGAAAACCUUUUGAGUGAUAAUCAAUGUUGGCCAUUUCCAGGAGUUAAAAAGAACGUCUGAGGAACGGGGGGGGGGGGGGAAUAAACAAAGGGAAAUAGUUUUACUUUGUAUAAUGACUCAACCACUCCCAGUCUCUAUUCAAGCCUAAAUUAAUUGUAUCCAAUUUGCAAAUUAAUUCCGAUUCAGCAGUCUCUGGUUGGAGUCUGUUUUUGAAGUUUUUUUGUUGAAGAAUAGUCACUUUUAGGUCAGUAAUCGAGUGACCAGAGAGAUUGAAGUGUUCUCUGACGGGUUUAUGAAUGUUAUAAUUUUUGACAUCUGAUUUGUGUCCAUUUAUUCUUUUAUGUAGAGACUGUCCAGUUUGACCAAUGUACAUGGCAGAGGGGCAUUGCUGGCACAUGAUGGCAUAUAUCACAUUGGUAGAUGUGCAGGUGAACGAGCCUCUGAGUAAACGACAUGGUGAAGCGUGUGCUUUCAAUAAGCAAUUUUUUCUCAUAAAGCUUUCUUCAUUGCAAAAAUCCUUUUUAUAAAAAAAAGAAAAAAAAUUAUCAGAACAGACCAAAUAAUAAAAUGGGUAGAAGAUGGAAUUUAUUCCUAUGUCUUUAGGAGUCAGACAAAUAGCCAAUUAAUGUCAGUUGCCAGAAAUAUUUUAGCCUGAGCAGGUAUGUGCAAACCCUACUCCACUGUGGAAAUCAGUUUUCCCUUGGAUUUAUUCCUGUUUCCCAAACUCUCAGACAUGAGAGAGAGAGAGAGAGAGAGAGAGAGACAUGGUCAGAUUAAAAAUAAUUAGAAAAAAUAAGUUCAUUAUAUUACAGAUAACACUAUAGAUCAUUAAAACUGAAACGAUUUGAAAAAUUUAACCAACUUUUCACCAUUGGUGCUUUUUGCUUCGCUUUUCCAGUUUCAUCUUGGACAAUGAGAUAAACUCGUCACUGUCACUUUUGUUUUUAGUCAGUUUUUCCUUGAUCCUCUCAUGCUGCUUCUUUGGGCUACUGCAGAUUAAUGUUUGUUUGGUUUUCAAAAUGCUUUCAGGGAAAUUUAAAAAGAAACCAUAGAAGCAUUUCUAUUUGUUUUAAGUUCUGAGAGAGGUUAUUUUUACCAGACCGACAUUUUGGGCUGUAUUUGAUCUGACAAUGUCCCUUUGGGGUCCAAUCCUUCAGUCUUUGCACAUCCAAAACUCCCUUUGAUAUCUCCUUUUCAAGUCAUUGAAGGUUUCAGAUAUGCAGGGAAUAGAAGACCUUUAUGUUUUUGAAGCAGGAACUCCCAAUCUGUUACAGCAGACUUGAGGGCAAGGAUGAUUGUAUGUGUGGUAACAAAGUCACAUUAGCUCUGCCCUUUAACUGAUGAAUGUAGAAAAUACAAUGCAAAGUGUUUGAUUUGCACCAUGUUAACCUUUUGAAACAUGGAUACAACUCUGUGUCUUGAGUGCCUGUUGAGUUCUUUAUGAAACAUGCCACCUUCAAUAAACUGUUUUUUUUAAUGUC
Molecule: messenger RNA, 6374 nt
Organism: Caretta caretta (loggerhead turtle)
Lineage: Eukaryota; Metazoa; Chordata; Testudines; Cheloniidae
Gene: TMEM250
Product: transmembrane protein 250
Source: RefSeq, a predicted model, not a curated record